AUCGCUCAAGUCAAACUGGAGCGGCGCGGCUUCCGUAGAGCGGAUUGAAGCGUCGCACGGGCAGAUCGUUUCUACAAGUCAAGAUGGCGACAUCGGAGCCGAAAGCAGCUGAAACUGAAGAUCAACAGGCUGAUGGUCAGGUUGUUGCAAAUCCUGAGCAGUAUAUCAAACAUCCAUUGCAGAACAGAUGGGCCCUGUGGUAUUUCAAAAAUGACAAGAGCAAAAGCUGGACGGAGAACUUGCGUCUCAUUUCCAAGUUUGACACAGUUGAAGACUUUUGGGCAUUAUAUAACCACAUACAGCAACCAAGCAAACUUGGCUUUGGUUGUGAUUAUUGCUUGUUUAAGGAUGGGAUUAAGCCAAUGUGGGAAGAUGAUCGGAAUAAGCUUGGGGGUCGAUGGCUGAUGACCCUCAACAAACAACAGAGGCAUAACGACCUGGACCGCUACUGGAUGGAAACGCUCCUGUGUUUAGUUGGUGAGUCAUUUGAUGAGGCAAGUGAAGAGGUAUGUGGAGCAGUGGUGAACGUCAGACCUAAAGGCGACAAAAUAUCCAUCUGGACAAGCAACUGCCAAAACAGGGAAGCCAUCAUGACGAUAGGGCAACUUUACAAAGAGCGUUUGAACAUCCCUAUAAAAGCCAUGAUUGGCUACCAGUCACAUGACGACACGUCCAGUAAGAGCGGCUCCACCACCAAGAACAUGUACUCUGUUUGAAAACCCUUCCCCUUGUUUCAACUUGCUGUAGAUUUAAACAAUUACCAGUCUGCAUCAUCACAUUAACUUUUUGAGUUGUCAACUACUAUAGUGUAUUUUCCUUUUAUUGCAAACAAAUAUUGUUUAUAGUGUGUACAGUCUGAGCUUCCCCCUCAACAGAAGGAGUUAUUAGAACCAGGCUGGCUGGAGAGUCUGCUUCAAGAUGUCUUAAACGAGCAGAAGAACAUAAACCCCCUUAACUUUUUAAGGCCUUGUGUUUUCCUCAUGCUGAAUUCUCCUCUAAAAAGUGUUUCUUCUCCCACGAGAAAAAUUCUAGACACAUUUUUGUUUCACAGAACAAGUUUUAAGGGCAGUUUUUAACUUGAUUUACUCAAAGCAUGAGGGUGGACUUGUAGGUGCAUCAGCAUGAUGCACCUAAAAGCUUCCCAAAGUUCGGAAAAGCUAUGGUUGCACUCCAAAGUGGAAGGUUUGGAUUUUAAGGUCAUUUGUUACUUCAGCCACGCUGGAUUUGUGGAAUAUUGCUUGUAGUACUUCUUGUUUUGUUUUCUUCCAGUUACAUUUAUUUAUAAUGUAUGGAUUGCAGUUACUUAGUUACAACAAUGAAACUUGUUUUAUUUUUCUUUGGUUACAGUUUAUAGUGAGGACUGCUGCAUAGAUGACAUUUUUUCCCGUGUACCAUACAGUAAUAUUGCUGACAGAAGGUGUGCUUUUCACUGUUCUCUUCCUAACAGCAACUGUAGAUUAUGUUGCACUCCUCAAUUGAUGCGAAAGAAAGAUGAUAUUCAUUGUGAAAUGACUUUGCUCAUAAUGUAUCUUUAUUAUCUGUAAUUCCAGGAUGUAUAUUACCUUCUUUCAAGUAAAGGUCAAGUGCUUUGCAUUAAACCACAAUAUUGUUGUCACUUUU
Gambusia affinis (western mosquitofish) is the source of this 1620-nucleotide messenger RNA. RefSeq names its product eukaryotic translation initiation factor 4E family member 1c (gene eif4e1c). Gene Ontology annotation, biological process: translational initiation. Gene Ontology annotation, molecular function: RNA 7-methylguanosine cap binding; translation initiation factor activity. Lineage: Eukaryota; Metazoa; Chordata; Actinopteri; Cyprinodontiformes; Poeciliidae. The record is from RefSeq and is a predicted model, not a curated record. Gene Ontology annotation, cellular component: cytoplasm; eukaryotic translation initiation factor 4F complex. Bases 84 to 716 code for a protein of 210 amino acids. The transcript has 7 exons.